CCUUCCCUCCGCCGCGCGCCAAAACCCAAUCAAUCCCGCCGCACGUGCGCCGCCCAAGCUCCUCAUUCCCUCCCAUGGUCCACCACCACCGCCGUGCUCAUGCCGCGUCGUGCCGCCCGUAAACAAACGCCGCGGAGGGGGAGGUGAAUUCUUUUUUUCUCGGGUGGGAGGGGAGGAGAGGACGCCGCUGCUGUGCACAGUACGGGACAGUUGUCCGGGGAGAAUAGUUUAAUUCUCCGGGCCGGGUGGGGGGUGCGGGGCCGGCCUAGGUAAUGGCCGCCGUGCCCUCGACCGUGCGCCUCCUCCUCCCGCACCUGCAGACCCCGCCCCGGCUUCCAGGGGUCGUCGUCUCCGCGCCGCCGCUCCUCUUCCUCCUCCUAUCCGCCUCGCCUUUCUUGUCGCGGCCUUCCCGGUGGUUAGGGGGAGGAGUCGUUGGGCUAGCUCCUUCUUGGUUAAUUUAGGAGGAGGGCCCUGCGCCUCUGGUGGGGGAGGAGGGAUUCAGUCCACGGCUCUCCCGGGCGGCGCUGCGGUGGCCGGAUUUGCUGUUGGCGGCAAAACUGCUGCUGAUUCGAUUUGAGCCGGGAAUAAUAAGCUUCGGUUGUUUUCGGCGGAUUUCAAAGGGAAUGGCGUUUCCAGAUGAUGAAAAGAUGAAGGGCUGUCGUCCAAAGAUUUUUGGGGCGAAAGAUAAGAAAGCCGCAAAGAAGACAGACCGUCCAAGCUCCUCCGCUGUUAAGUCUGCACCAAGCUCCUCCAAGGCACAAUCUUCUUCCCCAUUCAGACCACUUUCAGAAGUUAGGAGCAUGCGUGAGGUUAGGAGCAUGCGUCUGAGCCAUUUUCUAGCCCGUUCUCCAAGUGUCAUAAAAAUUGAAUCUUUUAGGGUAUUUAUUUCUACAUGGAACGUUGGAGGAAACACACCUACCGCUGAGUUGAAUCUGGACGACUUCAUUCCUGCAGAUGACCACUCAGAUAUUUAUGUUUUAGGUUUUCAGGAAAUUGUCCCUCUCAAUGCUGGCAAUGUGCUUGUGAUCGAAGACAACGAACCAGCUGCAAGAUGGCUUGCUCUUAUAAACCGCACGCUAAACAGAACAAUUGACGGGGAUGCUGAUAUUUUCUGUCACAAGCCAUCUCUAUCCCUUGAUUCAACCUCUUCUCGAUCUUCAUCGAACCUUGAUGCUUCUUUCUCCAACCGCUCUGGUUCUGCAAUCUUCCAGUCCUCCUUAAAAUCUAUCAGGAAGCCUUACAUGCCAACUCAGAGAAAACUGCUCAAGAUCUGCAACUGCUCAGUUGAAAUGCCCAGGAAAUCCUACAAAGAUGCUUGCUUUGGAUGCCCACAAGCAUACAUUAAUGAGACCGACUCUUCGGAAGAAGAUGAAGUUGAUGACAGAUCAAAUAAUGCUUCUGGUUAUGUGGUUGAUGGAGUGAUUUCGUCCGCUUCUGCCUCUAGUGAUCAGCUAAAAUAUAACCUCGUAUCUUGCAAACGAAUGGUUGGUAUUUUUGUCACAGUAUGGGCAAAGAAAGAACUAGUGCCGCAUAUCGGUCAUGUGAGGACAUCAUGUGUAGGCCGUGGAGUAAUGGGUUAUCUUGGAAACAAGGGAUGUAUAUCAGUGAGCAUGACACUGCACCAGACAAGCUUUUGUUUCAUCUGUAGCCAUUUGGCUUCAGGUGAGAAAGAAGGCGAUGAGUUGCGGCGCAACUCAGAUGUUUUAGAGAUACUGAGGGCCACGCAGUUUCCAAGAAUUUGCAGAAGAGCUGGGCAAAGAAUCCCUGAAAAAAUUAUUGACCAUGACCGGGUGAUAUGGUUGGGGGAUCUGAACUACCGUAUUUCCCUGAGCUAUGAAGAUACCAAGAAACUUCUGACUGAAAAUAACUGGGAUGCCCUUUUUCAAAAGGAUCAACUUAACACUGAGCGCAAUUCUGGAAGGGUAUUCAGGGGUUGGAGCGAAGAGAAGAUAUAUUUUGCUCCCACAUACAAGUACACUUUUAACUCAGAUUCUUAUUCUGGAGAAACUGCAACCUCAAAGAAAAAGAGGAGAACCCCAGCCUGGUGUGAUAGAAUACUAUGGCAUGGAGAUGGGAUUGCGCAGUCAUCCUACUUCCGUGGGGAGUCUAAAUUUUCUGACCAUCGUCCUGUCUGUGGAUCAUUCACUGUGGAAGUGUAUUUGCUGGACGGCAAAUCAAAGAGGCGCACAUCUAACACUAAUAUUAGAAUUGGUGCUGAAGAGCUCUUACCGACGAGUAAGAAUAAGGUGCUGGGACCAAAACCACAAAAUAAAUCGGCUCAUGUCAUGCCACUCAUGGAGGAAGGUGCCGAGGAAACUUUCUGCGGCUGCCGCUUGGAAAGCUUUACUCCAAUGAAAGUAGAGGAAAAACGUUCAUGGCCUGCGAGGGCGGAGCUCAAGAGGUCGGCGGUCGCCGAUGAAACGUCGGGCAAGAGCAAGCUCAGCGAGGUCCGCACCAGCUCCGGCACCUUCAUCAGCAAGGGCCAGGAUCCAAUUGUUGCUGGUAUAGAGGAUAAAAUUGCCGCAUGGACAUUUCUUCCAAAAGAGAACGGUGAAGAUAUGCAAGUUCUAAGGUAUAAGCGCGGUGAGAAGUAUGAACCGCACUAUGAUUUCUUCACCGACAGUGUUAACACUAUCCGUGGUGGACAUCGUGUAGCUACUGUACUUUUGUACUUGACCGACGUUGCAGAAGGAGGGGAAACUGUUUUCCCCUUAGCCAAGGCACGUAAAGGAUCACACCAUAAAGAUUUGUCAGAAUGUGCACAGAAAGGAAUUGCAGUGAAACCACGAAAAGGGGACGCCCUUCUGUUCUUCAACCUUCGGCCGGACGCCGAGACAGACCCGUCGAGCCUCCAUGGCGGAUGCGAGGUCAUCAAGGGGGAGAAGUGGUCGGCCACGAAAUGGAUCCGCGUGGCCUCGUUCGACAAGGUCUAUCACACACCAGGCAACUGCACGGACAACAACAACAGCUGCUCGCAGUGGGCGGCGCUGGGAGAGUGCACAAAGAACCCGGCGUACAUGGUGGGAACCACGGCGCUGCCCGGUCACUGUAGAAGGAGCUGCAACGUGUGUUAGUGCUGGAAUGGAAUCCUUGGAACGCCGCUUGUUGCUGAAGUUGGGGUUCAUGCAGGAGCAGCAAUGGCGGGUCGAACUGAGCUGGUAUCCCACGAGGUUUGGUCGUCCAGAUGGUACCAGUUUCUUGCUACUCCCUGAUGACAAGUUGGUUCCUGGCUACCAGUGUUUAUUUAUUGAUGAAUGUCUAGAUAGUAUCAGAGGACAGACCCUGUUGAUUAGUGUUCGUGGUUUGUGCUAGGCAGGCAGAGAUGAGUUCGUUGUUAGAGUUGGUCCAUGGCAGAUUUCAUGAGCUUGUGGUGCCAUUUUUGUCUGUAGAAGACUGUAGGGACUGUAAUCUCUUUUCUCACUCUUGUGCUGUACGGGUAUAUAUAUGUAGCACCGACACGUGUUACCCUGAAUUUGACGAACAUCUCCGAUUCCUUUGGUUUUGUGCUCA
Messenger RNA from Triticum dicoccoides, 3510 nucleotides. Its product is annotated as probable prolyl 4-hydroxylase 4. Gene Ontology annotation, biological process: peptidyl-proline hydroxylation to 4-hydroxy-L-proline; phosphatidylinositol dephosphorylation. Gene Ontology annotation, cellular component: endoplasmic reticulum. The transcript is spliced from 19 exons. Gene Ontology annotation, molecular function: iron ion binding; phosphatidylinositol-3,4,5-trisphosphate 5-phosphatase activity; L-ascorbic acid binding. Lineage: Eukaryota; Viridiplantae; Streptophyta; Magnoliopsida; Poales; Poaceae. Bases 624 to 3074 code for a protein of 816 amino acids. The record is from RefSeq and is a predicted model, not a curated record.